Molecule: messenger RNA, 537 nt
Organism: Aegilops tauschii subsp. strangulata
Lineage: Eukaryota; Viridiplantae; Streptophyta; Magnoliopsida; Poales; Poaceae
Product: ethylene-responsive transcription factor 1-like
Biological process (GO): regulation of DNA-templated transcription
Molecular function (GO): DNA-binding transcription factor activity; DNA binding
Source: RefSeq, a predicted model, not a curated record
AUGCCGCCGCGCUGCCGAGGAUCUUCGGGCUACCGCGGCAUCCGCGAGCGCCCCUCCGGUGCCUACUACACUGAGAUCCGGUCCGGCGACGUCCGGCUCGGCCUCGGCACGUUCGAAACCCCGCACGAGGCCGCCCGCCCGUACGACACGGCGGCGUGGCGCCUAGAGAGGCCUCGCGCGCAUAUGAACUUCCAGGACGUCUACACGCGCGAGCAGGCGCAGGCCGCCGCCCCUCCUCCUCGCCUUAUCAAAGACUUGGACCGCGCGGAGGAUGAGCGAGCUAUGGCGGAGUGGCGCCGGCGCCACCCGGAGGAUGUCGCCAACGAGCGUGCCUUCUGGGCAGAGAGGAUGGCAAGGCGCCGCGCGAAGCGGGCGGACCGGCGUCGGCGGAAGGCACUGGCCAUAUCGCAGUGCGAUCUCGUCAACGCCGGUGGGAAGUCGUUCUUCUCGUCAGACGAUGAUCGUUGGGAUGACGUGUGGCUCUCUACCUCGGACAACACCAACGAAGGUGAUGAUGAUGAGGACGACUCGGAGUAG